Cuscuta campestris is the source of this 1451-nucleotide messenger RNA. The record is from the annotation of a GenBank genome assembly. NCBI's taxonomy places the organism in Eukaryota, Viridiplantae, Streptophyta, Magnoliopsida, Solanales, Convolvulaceae.
UUCAUUACGGCUGUUUCAUGCUGUGUAUGUAACCCAUAGAUUGAGAGAGAGAGACCUUUCAGUUCAUAUAUAUAUAACCAGGUGGAGAAAGAUACAAACAAGAAAUGUUUGCUAACAAUGGGCUAAUGUUCUCCUUCUACCACAACAUAGCUCAAGAUAAUUCACCACAACUAUUUGAAGAUCUUAGUUUCUCUCAAGGACCCAAUGCCUCUCUGGCAUAUGUGGUAUCUGAAUAUGACCUUGGAGGAGAUGGGGACCUCUUCAAGGCUCCCAAACCUAUCAUAGAAGAACCAUUUGUGGAUCUUGAUCCAAUAAUGCCAUCUUCCAUUCCUAUGCUUUCGUGUGCCGAAGAUGUCAUGUCCCUCGAACUUCUCAAGGUCUCAGAAAUCGAAUCAUCAUUUGAGAAGGAACAGCUCCUCAGUGAUGUUUUCUAUGGAUGCAACACAGAUCUUUUGUCCAAAGGAGUGGAAGAUUCGGUGUCCGAGGUUGUCCCGGGUCCCAUUUCCAAGAAUUGUGGAGGAAUGUCGGGUUCCAAGGCGUCGUUUCAGAAGAGCGAGAGUUUUGAGUCUCUGUGUUCCAUGGAAAUGGUGCAUGGAGGAGCUCCAAUGGGGCCUGAUUUUCUUGAUUUUUAUGGAAUGGGGUUUGGUGCUGCUGCUGCUUAUGGGAUAAGAAGAUCAUUCAGUGAAGGGGACAUUAAGAAUCUUGGACAAGGCAGCGUAAGCCUCCUCAACGCUCAACAUGGCAUUUCUGAGGAUCGAAAGGAGAAGCUUUCCAGAUACAGGAGCAAGAGGACUAAGAGGAAUUUUGUGAGGAAGAUAAAUUAUGCUUGCAGGAAGACAUUAGCUGACAACCAACCAAGGAUCCAAAUGUGGAAAUCUAUUUUGGGGAGAGAUGAUGAUAAUGAAGAACAAGGGGAAGGUUUGGUGUUGGAUGAUGAAGAAGGCUUCUGCUCUUUCUCAAAUCUCCAAAGGAUCUAUGCGUUCUUUGCUUGUAUGGCAGCCGGUCUGGUCUGUAUGUUCUUGUCAUGUGUUGUUUUUGCAAAGCCCAUCAAGUUUGCUCUUUUGUUUUCCUUUGGCAACUUUCUUGCUGUUGGAAGCACAACCUUUCUCAUUGGACCGCGGAAGCAAAUAAGAAUGAUGUUUGACCCAGUUCGUGUUUUUGCCACAGUAAUAUAUGUCACCUGCGUCGUCUUAACCCUUGUUUGUGCGUUACUGUUUCAUAGCAUGAUAUUGUCGAUAGUUGCCAUCAUAUGCGAGGUUCUUGCCCUUAUAUGGUUGAACUUUCGAUGGACAUGGUGGUGACUGAGAGACAGUGCAACACCGACGAACCUGACGGAGAUGACCCACAGACAAAGCAUCGUUAGUGAAGACGGUUGUUGAGCCAGCGAACACCCUUGAUGCUGGUAGACCGGACGGAGGAAGAUGCAGACAACACGUGAGGUUCUAGGGUUU